GUCGCGGGGUAGGCUCGCUGGCCGGUGGGGAAGGCCAGCACCAUGAUGCCAUCGGGCCGAAUCCUGCCACCGCUGCUGCUGCUGCUGCUGCUGCCACUCGGCCCCGCCGCGCCGUGCUCCCCCCAACCCAAUGCCACCCAUUUCAUCUGCACGGAGCCCACCCUGAGCACCUUCCCCUCCGGGCUGCCCACCACCACCCUGGCCAUCUCGGUGGAGUUCACGGCACUGGCCGCCCUCCUCCCCACCGCCCUGGCCGGGCUGCCCCAGCUGCAGGAGCUCCAUCUCUCCUCCAACCGCCUUACAACCCUCCCCGAAGCCCUCCUGCGCCCCGUGCCCACCCUGCGCGUCCUCGACCUGACGGACAACCUCCUGGCCGACCUCCCCGCUGGCAUCUUCACCGGCACCGGCCACCUCCAGCACUUGGUGCUGCAGGGGAACCUGCUGCAGGCGCUGCAGCCCGCCUGGUUCCAGCACCUUCCCCAGCUGCACUGGCUCAACCUGGCUGCCAACGCGUUGGCGGAGGUGCCGCCCGCCGGGAGCUGCCCAGCCGUUUUCCACGCGCUGCAUUCCCUGCGUAGCCUGGAUCUGUCCCGCAACCGCCUGGCAUCGCUGGCGCCGGGCGCGCUGGCCGGGCUGCGGGCGCUGCAGGGGCUGGGCCUGGAGGGGAACCGGCUGGGCACGCUGCCGCCCACCACCUUCGUGCCCGUGCCUGCCCUGCGCUUCCUCUUCCUCCAGGGUAACGAGCUGCGGGCACUGCCCGCCGGCAUCUUCGUCCCCCUGCGUCAUCUCCGCGUCCUCGACCUGGCACAUAACCGGCUGCGGGCACUGGAGCUGCCCCUCCGGUCCCCCGGCCCCGCGUUGGACCUCGACAUCUCGGGCAACCCCUGGGUCUGCGAGCGCCCGCUGCUGGCGCUGCUGCGGCGUGCGGCCCCACGGCUCACCACCACCCACGACACCCUCUGCGCCAGCCCCAUGCGCUACCGGGGACAGGAGGUGGCUGCCGUGAGCCAGGCUGGGGACACGGGCUGUGAGACCAAGGGGGACGGCCAGCGCCUGCCGGACCCCUAGGCAAGUGGCUUGGUGUCACCUCAGGUACCUGGGCAUGUCACCUCCCUCCCUGCCACUCUGUCCCCAGCUGAGACGAGCUCUCCUGGGGAAACUGAGGCAGGGAGAGCAGGGCUGCAGCUGUCCCCAGCCCAAAGGCCCCUGUCCCCAUCCCGUGAUGCCCAUCCCAGUGGCCCCCAGCCCCAUCCCCCCGGCUCAGGCUGUCCCACCUCCCUGUCCCCAUCCUGCCUGACACAUGUCCCUGUCCCCAUCCCACAAAGGCACAUUAAACGGUGUCACUUGGAGCCUUCA
Molecule: messenger RNA, 1356 nt
Organism: Aptenodytes forsteri (emperor penguin)
Lineage: Eukaryota; Metazoa; Chordata; Aves; Sphenisciformes; Spheniscidae
Gene: LRG1
Product: leucine rich alpha-2-glycoprotein 1
Exons: 2
Coding region: 43-1068 (341 amino acids)
Biological process (GO): immune response; transforming growth factor beta receptor signaling pathway
Cellular component (GO): cell surface
Molecular function (GO): transforming growth factor beta binding
Source: RefSeq, a predicted model, not a curated record